Messenger RNA from Limulus polyphemus (Atlantic horseshoe crab), 7180 nucleotides. RefSeq names its product CASP8-associated protein 2-like. Bases 195 to 2297 code for a protein of 700 amino acids. Gene Ontology annotation, biological process: extrinsic apoptotic signaling pathway via death domain receptors; Fas signaling pathway. Gene Ontology annotation, cellular component: PML body; mitochondrion. Gene Ontology annotation, molecular function: transcription corepressor activity. NCBI's taxonomy places the organism in Eukaryota, Metazoa, Arthropoda, Merostomata, Xiphosura, Limulidae. The transcript has 4 exons. The record is from RefSeq and is a predicted model, not a curated record.
GAAACAAGAGCGAAUAGAAGAAAAUUCAGAGAGUCAUUGUAGUUAGUAGUUUUUAACUUGUUUAAACUAAAGUAAGAAGCUGUAUUACAUGAAAUUUAAAGUUCAAGCAAUAAGUUUGUAUGUUUUGGUUAAGCAUUUUUUCAACGUGUUUCACUGGCUGAACAUGUAAACAUUAAGAAUAACUUAAUGUCAGUAUGUGGGAAGAGCAAUUUGAUGUUUUCCAUGAGAAAAGUAUAGAUGACUUUGGUGAUUCUACCUGUAAAAAAACAAUCUAUGAAAUGACAAAACUUAACCAGUCUAUUGAACUUUUUAAAACUGUUACGUGUGAUAAAGUUUCAAGUAGUUUGCAUCAACAAGGAGCUUCAGACAAUUAUACCAGUGCCUUUAAAGAUCAGAGCACUUAUAACCGAGAACCUUUAAUUUCGUGCAGAUCUCAAACUUUACCAGUUGUUGAUAUGGAUGAGUCAGCUGUGUUUUCAACAAAUGAUGUUAGCAAUGCAAUUUUGCCUUUGGUUGCAAACAGAAGCAGCUAUGAUGAAGAUUGCAGCAUUGAUAUUUAUGAAGAUUUGGUGUCAAAUAAUUCUUUUGAGUUAAAAGAUAAUGGAGAGGAAAUGACAAACACCUCAAACCCUGCAGGAUUUAACAAUAUAAUUUCUAACUUGAAAGCAGAUUUUGAGGAUACUUAUAAUUCAUGUAAUAUUGAAACUCAUAUAAUAUCUUUAAAUAAAAAAGAAAGUGAGCCUACUGAAAAUCUGUGUAAUUCUCAGGAACCUUUGGAUGAAGGCAUCAGUAAUAGAUUCUUAAGCACCACAGUACAUCAAAGUGCAUCACAAUCUACUAUCAUCAAGGAAGAAAAUUUAGGUUUGCAGAAAGCACAUCAUAGUGAAAGUUUUUCAGAAAACUUGUGUAAUCCAGUUCUUAGCUCUGAAACUCUCUCUAUGUCUGAUAAUGUUAGACUCACCAUAGCUGUGAAACCAGAAAUCACUGGAGUUGAUUAUAAAAGGUCUGAAAGAAAGAAGUGUGAGAAUUUAGCCGACAAUGAAGAAAGCUUAACGGGUGGAUUGGACCUAUACUGUGAUCUUUUUGCUGGUGAAUUGGUAGAAAAACAAAUAGCAGAAAGAAAGUUAUCUGAACAAUAUGAUCAACUCCUUAAAGAAAACAAGAAGCUAUCAGAUGAAGUUGAUCUUUUGAAAACUGAGAAGCAGAACUUGCAAAGGCAGAACCUGAUCCUUAAGAAAAACAUCUCAUCUCUUUUCAAAACAGCUAAAGAAGAAAUAACUCGAAAGAACAGUGAAAUUCAUGAACUGAGAGAAAAAUUAGAUUGCAUGAUAUUCAGAAGAUUUAAAAAGAUUCAAAAUCAAACUGAUCAAGGAACUGUUAGACCAGUGCCAGAGGUCAAGAACAAAGGAUCUCCCCUUCAAGACCGAGGCAAAUCUGAUUUGGUGAUUGGACUUAAUUGCAAUAGUCAGGUUCAUAUGGAAAUAAAAGAUUCAAGAAAUUGUGAUAUAAAAAAUGGUAGAAUUACCGUUAAUCAUGUUGAGAAAUUUAGGCAUGUCCCCAAGAAGGCAAAUCAAGAUGUAGUUGAGUUUAAAAACCUCCACUCUGAAAAAAAAUCUAAGACUUCAGUUUCUUCAUAUAAUUACUUUAAAGAAAAGAAUGAUGAAUCUAGGUUUUCAAGUAUGGAUAAGGAAGAAAAUCUCAGUGGUAAAAAAGCUUUUAUUAAAGAUACAUGUGAGGGAAGACUCUUACAAGAUUUGGACACUUUAACAAAAUAUAACAGAUGUGAAAGUAACUAUGAAUUAAGUAAAACAAGUAAGAUGGACCGAAAGCUGGCACAUGUGACAAGAAUCCAUAAGGAGGAGCUCGAAAAUAAUAAUGAAAGAAAUAAAACUAUAGAAGACUCCCAUACUUCUACAAAACACAAUAAAACGGAAAGAGAGAAAGUGUACAAUGGAGCAAGAUCAAUUUCACGGAGCAGAAAAGAAAAUACCCAGAAGUCCACAGUCAAUAAUGAAUGCAAAAAUGAAAUCCAUGGUGAACAGAAAAACAAUUCAAGUAGACAUUAUAGUGACAAAAUUCUUCAUAGAUACUUGCAUAGGAAAGACCACAGAACAACAUCUCAAACUUCACCUUCUAAAUAUAAAUCAAGCAGAGAUACACAUCAUCUGUCUUCUCAGUCGUCGUUGACCAGAUCAAAACCAUGCAAAAGGAAAGCAGCUGAAAUGUCUCAUUCAAGUAUUGAAAGUAAGAAAUAUAGAGAUAAUUCAGGUAGACAUAGGAUUGCGUAUAAAAAGUAGUGAAAAUAAUAUUUAAAAAUAAAGGAUAUCUUGAUUUAGGUGGAAAAAAGAAAUUAUUACAUACACUAUACUGCAGUUUUGAUUCAUUAGUGAAACAUUAUCAAACAUAUAUUAAUGUUUAAGACAAAAUGCUUAAACAUAACUUGUAAAGCCCUAGUGAAGAAGAAAAAUUAAGUAAAAAAACUCUUUUCUAAAAAAAAUGCAUAGUAAGAUGCUAGAAUAGCUGUUAACUUUAAGAUUAUUCAUUUUUGUUAUUAUACCUUCUUCUUCUUUCGUUAUCAUAUGGUUCAUGGCACAGUAUAUUUUAUUUAUGGAAGAAGUGUGCAGCAUUUGUGAAGUGCUCUUAAAAUUAUGAGCAAGAGAUAUCUAUUUUUUUAGCAUAAUGUCUGAUGAUCUUACCAUUUCUUUGUUGUAGAUGGUGAGAAAAUUAGUACAUUUGAUUUUUUAGACCAUCCCUCUGAUAUGCUUUUCAUUGUACCUCUUUCUGAGGAUUUAAACACUGGUUUCAUACAUUUGAAUUGUAUGAAACCAGCAUUUAAAAUUAAAAAUAUAAUCAGUUUCUUCAUUAAUAGAAUUUCCUGGAUUACAAUUUUAUUUUUAAUACUAAAUUAAGGAAAUAUUUUAAGGUAAAGAUUGUUUUAGAAAAGUAAUGGACAAAAUUUCAUUUGAUAUAGUUAGGUGAAUUAAUUUUCUAUGAAUAUUGGUGAGAAACCCAUAUUUUGACUUAGUGAUGUUAGCAUCAAGGAAAUUCAGAGUAAAAGUAAGUUCAGGUUCUGUGAUAAACUGACCUGCAAGGUGAAUGUUAUUGAUAUGAAUUAAGAAAUAUUCUGGUCUAUCCUAUUUUUGAAACUCUAAAGGCAUUAUUGACACACCUAAGCCAAAAUGAUGGAAGGUGUAAGGCAGAGUUUAAGAACAUAGAACAGGCCAGAGAAAUUAAGACUCGAAACUGAGGGCUUCUUCUGUUAAUGUUACUCUUCAUCAAUUAUGAAACAAUUAUAAAGAGUUAAUUCAAACAGCAUCUUUACAUUAGGACAAGAAAUGGUAUAGUUAGAGUCUUAACUACAACAUUCUGUAGCUACAUUUAGUUCUUGAAAUCUACGUUAACAUGUACACUACCUCAUACCACACAUAAAAAAAAGUUUAAUUGUUCAAGGAAAUGAUAAGUAACACUUAGAUUAUGAGUACUGUUAUUAAAAUAUGGUUGUAUUAAUGACAGAGUUACCUUUUUCAGCUUUCGAAAUCAUUAUUUCUUCAUUAACUUUAAUACACUUUGUACUUGUCUUUCGUAGGAUUUUAUGAUAACCCAUAAUGGAAGAAAAUUAUUCUUGACAAGGGUCAGUUUCUUACUGUAGGUAUUUUAGAAAGAUUACUUGGGUUUCUUGUAUGUCAGAGAAUAAGGCUGCUUUGUGGUAAUUCAUUUUUGUAAUUAAGUUACUUUAAACUUAAAGUAUUGUUUCCUAUUUCAUAUGAUGAUGACUUUCUUUUCAAAGAGUAACACCCUUCCCUUCCCUAGCUUUAACUGGUAAUUUAGUAUAGACAUAUUUUUAUGUGAGUAAACUUUUUACCAUUCUUCUAGACCUUUGGUUUGAAUGACACUUAUUAAUCCACAACCAGAAAGAUUAAAAAAAUAUUGGUCAUCGGUGUAAGGGUUUUGGUCUUCGUUAGCAAGUGUUUCUUGGUUUUUUCAUGUGUUUUAUUUCAGUAGAAAAACUUUUAAGUUUAAAGAACUCUUAUUGAAUGUUGUCAUAUAAAAUAGUCAAAAUAUUACAAUCUGCAGCUUGUCUAGAUUGCUUCGGUGUUUUUUUAAUUAUUUAAUUACAUAUUAAUUUUUCUAAGGUUGAUCAGAUCUUUAUACUGAAAGCAGGUCACUUAUUUUGGAUGUUAUUUGUUACUUAUGAAAACUGGAGUUCGCUUUUAUUUGUAGAGUUUAAUUUCUUCACAUUCACAUAUUUUGAGAAAUGUCAAAGUUAGGGUUAUUUUAUUGGGAAUUUUGAGCUUUUUGAAAGAAUACUUUAGUCACGUAAUUUCAUGUGGAAAAAGAUGUUGACUAAUAUUGUAUUGAUAAAUCUAUAAAGUUUACACAAUAGAUAGAAGGCACUUAGAAAAUUGACUUCCUUCAAUUUUUACUAUUACAAAAUGUGUUUAUAUUUAUGAAAAGAUCCUAUCUUUUUGACUCAAACAGAAGUAGAGAAUUACAGUAUUUCUCCUUAUAAAAGAUAUAUAUAAAUGUGCUAGAGUAUUUCUUAAUUGAGGAUCAUACUUUUUGGUCAUCAAAGCUUCUCUAAUGUUUCUUUUGUUAAUAUUUGGUUAUUACAUACUAUAUCUAAGUACUUGUCCUGUGUUCAUGAACAUGAGAAAGAGGUUUCAGAUGUUUUCUGAGCCUAAUGUCUAAUGGUCUUGGUGUUACACAAAUGUAGGUAGCUGGGCAGUCAGUACAUUUGAGUUUAUAGAUCAUCCAAUUAUAGUAUACUUGUUGUUGUACACCUUCCUUAAAAAAUAAUUUAUGUACCAGUUUCAUAACAAACCUAAUGUAUAGAUUAUGUUUUUUGCAUAAUCUUUUAAAGUUGCUAACAACAGAAACUUAGAUGUCAAUUGAUGUUAGUUUCUUUUUUUUAAUUGUUUUGAGAAAUUAGUUUAAAAUUAGUCAUUCACUGACAUGAAAUUAAUUUCAAAUAGGUAAAUAAAAAAACUAAUAAAUGCAGGAUAAUGGGUAAGCAGAAAAAGAUUCCUUCAAGGUUUCUAAAUCAUACAAAAUAUAUUUUUAUUGAAGAAAACUGUAACACUAACAUUCAAGUGGUGUUCUGGAGUUGAAUAACAAUGAAUAUUACAGCCUCUACUCAUCAUAAGAAAACUAUCACCAGUACUAAAACUUAGAAGGAAAUCUGUUAACUAAAGAGGAAGACAUAAUACAGUGUAUAUACUUUUUUAAAUAAAUUGUUUUACUCCAGAAACUGUAUUGAAAACCUAAAAUUUAAUGGUAUUUUUAUGCAUUCAGCUUGGACUUUUGAACGUAUUUAUGGGGAAGUUUUAUGUUAUAUUUCAAGUGAUUUGACAUAAUAUUUCUUGUGAUAUGGAAGUAUACACAGGAAAAUAAAGUUUUACAUAUAUAUAGUUGUUUCAAAAGUCAUCUAUGUUACUUCUUUCAUGUGAAACUAAAAGUGUUGUGUUAGUGCAAAUCUACACAAUGGGCAACGUGCACCUUGUCCAAUGCAGGGAAUUAAACCCCAUAUUUAAGCAUUGUAAGUCUAUAUAGUUACAUCCUCUGUUGGCUCAGCAAUAUGCUUUAUGGCUUAAAAUUCAGAUUUUGGAUUUGACAUGGUAUACACAGUGCUGACAAGUCAUUGGACAGCCUUGCACUAAAAAGAAAAGGAAUCUUUUAAAUGUAGUGAAUUAAAGAGUUGCUUGUAACAUCAUAGUUACUUACUUUUAAAAUUAAAAAACAAUGGAAAAAUUUCUACAAUUACAGUAAAUAAAAACUUGAAAAGAUUUAAUGCUUUAAUUAAUUUUUUACAACAGUGAUUAAAAUUUAUAUAAAUUAUUCAAGUUGAUUUUCUACCAUAUGACAAAAAUUUGAUUAUGAUUGCUUUUGAAUGAUGUACAGUAAUAUAAAUAAGAUAAUUUCAGUUAAAUACUGUUGUUCAGAAUCAUCGUUUUUUCAUUAUUUUGUUGAACUGCUCUUAAAAUUGUAGUAUAUAUUAUUCAGUGAACAAUUAUUUAAGAAAAAAUGUACUGAGAAGAAAGAUGUGAAAAUUUCUUUUACACUUGUUUUCAAAUUAAAUACAAUGUGUGUGUGAAUGGAAGAGCUAAUACAUGUUCGGGAAUGUAAAAAUUACUGAAUAAAGUAGGUAUUUUAUUUACAUGUGGAAAUCAUGCAUCAAGUGACAUAUCCUGCAAAACUUUUUAGAAUACAACUUUUACAUUGAAGAUGACACUGAGUUGACUUCUGUUUUAAAUAUAGAACAUGAAUAGAUCACUGGAUGGUAUUUGUAUGAUUAUCAUUUGUCUUGAAAUCAUAAUAUAAUUAGAAAAGUCUUGAAAAAUUAUAAAUGUGUGUAAAAUAAAGAUUGGAGUGUGCAUCAUAUUAGUAAUAUGUGGUAGUAAAGUGACAUAUUUCAAAAAUAUGUUUGAAAAAUGCAUAAGUAUGUUUAGCUUAUUUUUUUAAGCACAGAACAUGAUAGGUGUUAACUGAAGGUUUUAUAAUUUCUGAUGUAAUUGAAUGAUUGUAUAAUUAAUGAAACUAGAUGUUACAGCAAAAUUUACUUUUACAACGUGUUAUGUGAUUUCUUAAUGUUGUCGGUUUUAGUCAAAUAGUUAACUUUUAAAACCAGUUUUGUUAAGUAGAAUCAGUACAUUAAAAUGAGCUGAACACUCAUUUCACUGUGACUUAACUUUUAGUAGGAUAUGAAUAUUGCUAAUUAGAUUCUUCUUAAUAAUUAGCUUAAUAAGUACAAGAAUAUAAUCUUGUACAUGAGAAAAGUAUUGUUUCAAUGUCAGUUAUAUCCCAUAUUAUCUAUUGUAUAUAGAGAUAACCAUACAUAUUUUCUUUUAAGAUAUCAUCAAAAACAGUGAAUGCAAAGUCUUUUAAUCACUUUAAGAAUUAAAUACUAUGUGAAAAAAAUACAGGUGGAUUUAGCCAAUUGUAAUGUUAUUUAGUUCUUUAAUAUGUGAAGAGUAUUAAUAAUAGUUAUUUUUAACAGAUGUUGUAUAGUUUUUGAAUUAGAUUAAGUCUCCAGAUGUGUGUAACUGUGUUUAGGAACUAUUAGAUUGAGUUGUGAAGCUUUUUUUUUUGUUGUUGUUGCUGUUGUUUAAUUUGAAACUUAAAAUUCAAUUUUGCAACCAGAUUGUACAAGAAGCAGACAUCCAAUAAACAAUCAGUUUUUUAA